Cydia pomonella (codling moth) is the source of this 1910-nucleotide messenger RNA. RefSeq lists its product as uncharacterized. NCBI's taxonomy places the organism in Eukaryota, Metazoa, Arthropoda, Insecta, Lepidoptera, Tortricidae. The record is from RefSeq and is a predicted model, not a curated record. The coding region runs from base 189 to 1169 and encodes 326 amino acids. The transcript is spliced from 2 exons. Gene Ontology annotation, molecular function: zinc ion binding; nucleic acid binding.
GUAAUGUAUGUACUUAGGUAAUAGUAUUUGUCACAUCGCGGUGCAUUCGCGUGCGCCCUCUGCAGGCCAAUUAGUCUCGCAAUAAAUAUGUAAGUGACCGGACGUGUGUGUUUCAUUUAUUCAUAUAUAUCAGUGGCGACGAGGAUGGGAUUUUAAGUACCCAGAAUCGAGAAUAGUGUGGUAUAAACAUGUCCGUGGGGAAAAUAAAAGCGUUCGAGGUUUCGGCGGGCAAUUGGAAUACAUACGUGGAGCGCGUGAAUAUGUAUUUCAAAGCCAACAACAUCAAGGAGGAGUUGCAGUUGCCGACCUUGAUUGCCGUUAUGGGAGAAGAAGCAUAUGAACUCCUCAGCAACUUGACAAGUCCCAAGAAACCAGGAGACAUGAGUUAUGAGGACGUAAUUAAGAUAAUGUCUGAACACAUCGAACCAAAACCAUCUUUCAUGGCGGAACGGUACCGGUUGCGCCAAAGGCGACAGGGAGAUAAGGAGACGGUCGCUCAGUAUCUAACAGAUCUUAAAAAGUUGGCCAAGCAUUGCGAAUUCUCCACAACAUUAGAGGAAAAUCUGCGGGACCAAUUUGUGUGUGGUUUGAAGAAUGACACAAUUAGACAACGCCUUUUCGCUGAGACUAAGUUAACCUAUACUAGGGCCGUACAGCUAGCACUUUCGUUGGAAGCCGCCGAGAAGGACGCAGCAAUGGUAGAACGCCCGAGUGUGAGCGAGAAAGGCGAUGCGCCAGAGAGAGGCGAGACGGUACAUGCGCUCACAUCGUGGCAGCCGCGUGGCGGUAAUGGCGUUAACAAAGUAAUUUGUGCAGUAUGCGGGAGGUUAGGUCACCGUGACGUCCAAUGUCCUUACAAAGAUUUUCAGUGUAACAAAUGUGGUAACGUAGGUCACUUAAAACGCGUGUGUCCGGCAAGGAUGGCAGGUGGUACUGGCAGCAGCGCCCGUAGUUCGGGUGGCGGCCCUCGUGGGUCGAGCGGCAGCAGCGGCAGCGGCACCCGGCGCCUGGGCUCCGGCGGCCGCAGGGGCGCGCGGCGCCCCAGUCGCGCCAUACACCAUGUCCAGGCAGAGGAUGACGAGACUCACUAUGACGAAGAGGGUACGUCGGGGUCUGACGUCGAAGAAGACCUGUAUCAUCUCUGCCUAAACGAUUAUAAAUCGAUAUAAGGAGUUAUUUAGCGGAGGACUUGGGCGGUUUAGUGGUGGAAAAGCGACACUCCGAGUGCGUGAAGGGGCUACGCCGGUGUUCUGCCGCGCACGGCCGCUGCCGUACGCGCUCCGCGACCGCGUCGAGGCGGAGCUGGACGAGAUGCUGCGCUGCGGCGUCAUCGAGCCGGUCGACACGUCGGAGUGGGCCACGCCGCUGGUACCGGUACGUAAAGCUGAUGGGAGCUUGCGAAUCUGUGCAGAUUACAAAGUAACCUUGAACCCCGCCUUACUGAUCGAUAGGUACCCGCUCCCUAAGAUAGAUGACCUUUUAGUGAGAUUAAAUGGUGCCCGCGUAUUUUCAAAAAUUGACCUGACACAGGCGUAUAAUCAGGUGGAGUUAGACGAAUCGAAAAAGUAUACUGUCAUCAACACACAUAAGGGAUUAUUCAGAUAUAAUAGACUAGUUUACGGAUUGUCUUCCAGCCCUGGUAUAUUCCAGCGAAUUAUGUCCAACUUGUUGAAAGAUCUACCUCAAGUCGAAGUAUUUCUGGAUGAUAUAAUUAUUGGUUCCGCGGACAUAAAUUCUCAUUUAGUGACAUUAGAAAAAGUUUUGAAACGACUUCACAGUCAUGGAAUGAAAUUAAAGAAAAGUAAAUGUUCUUUCUUAUUAGAAGAAGUACAGUAUUUGGGAUAUGUAAUUUCAAAAGACGGAAUUAAAGUAGAUCCCACCAAGAUAGAAGGUAUCCUUAAGAUACCUCG